Messenger RNA from Planococcus citri (citrus mealybug), 2230 nucleotides. Its product is annotated as replication protein A 70 kDa DNA-binding subunit-like. Bases 410 to 1819 code for a protein of 469 amino acids. Gene Ontology annotation, cellular component: DNA replication factor A complex; nucleus. The transcript is spliced from 9 exons. Gene Ontology annotation, molecular function: damaged DNA binding; single-stranded telomeric DNA binding. Gene Ontology annotation, biological process: telomere maintenance via telomerase; DNA replication; meiotic cell cycle. NCBI's taxonomy places the organism in Eukaryota, Metazoa, Arthropoda, Insecta, Hemiptera, Pseudococcidae. The record is from RefSeq and is a predicted model, not a curated record.
UAAAUUUGAAUUUUGAAUUUUUGCCUUUUGCCUGCAUGAAAGAAAAUUUUUUGUAAUAAAUUUGAAUUUAGGAAGGUAUUGAAUAGCAGUUAAAAAAAAUAAUGAUGAAUUGGGUAAAUAUAAACACCAGAAGCGUGUCAUGUUCAUCUUUCCAGAACGAAGUAGUUGAAAGAUUGUUCAGACGAGUGUUAUAUCACGACUGUACAUCGACUAAUAAUCUAGAUAAACGUGUUAGAAGUUGAGUACAUCCAUCGAAGAAUCAGUGUUCUUCUCUACAACAAUAUGGUCGAAGCAUAACACCGAUUCGAAAUUUAUUCUAUCAGGGAUUUUAAUAAAAUCGCAGAGACCUGCUUACGUGUACCGUUCAAUAAAUCAGUAAUCGUUUCGUGGAAAACAUUUCAAUUUUAAAAUGGAAGUGGAACUAACAGAAGGAUGUAUCGAAGAUAUCUUCGAAGGUAGAAAUAUUGGAAACCCAAUAGUUCAGGUUUUGGGUAUUACACGAGUAAAUUGUGGUUUUGUGGAAAUUUCGGAUGGUGUGUUUUGUACUACUGCAGUAGCGAGUGCCGACAAAAACCUCAAAAAGCUGAUUUUCAAUAAAGAAUUACAACGUAAUGAUGUGGUUGUUUUGGAGGACUACGUUUGCGAGAAAUCGAAUACUGCGCGUGGGAAAUGGUGCGUGUGGACGUUGGUUAUUCUUAAAAUGAGCAUAUUGGAAAAAGGUGACGUUGUAGGAAAACAAAUAGGUAAUCCUACCCCAACUACCAAGGAACAUCAGUUCAAAAAGCGCGGUGAACUUGAGAAAUUUCAUUUGAGUAGAACAAGAAGACCGGAAACGUUGCCCAUAGUAGCUCUGAACCCGACGAAUGAUCAUUGGUGUAUUAAAGCACGAGUCGUAAAAAAAGGAGACAUCCAGAAACCUGGUGAGGAAUCUUUGAACGCGAAUCUUUCAAAUUCAUCGAACAGUACGUUAGCAACAGCUUGCAACGUUGUUCGUCGUAAAUUUUACGACAUGUUUUGUAAAUUCCACGACUUCAUGGCGCAAAUUGCGAGAAAAGGAGUCAUCCGUGAAUCGAGCGAAGAAUUAUAUUGCUUGGAUCUAUCGAACGGUGUCUUUACUAUGAUUUAUUAUAUCUUUCAUUAUCUAUUUCACUACGUUUUUGGUCAAUUUUACGAUCUGAUGGCGCGAAUUUCAAACAAGCAGGAAUUCUUCAACGUGGAGCUUACCGACUCAUCAGGCAGUAUUACAGCGACAGCUUACAAUAGCGCUUGUUUUAAAUUCUACGAUGUUCUGGAGUUGAAUAAAGUGUUCCUGAUUAGAAAGUUCAGCAUUCGGCGAGAUGAAACUUCCCAUAAAUUUAAACUAAUUUUAAAAGCAGAUAGUGAAAUCGUGCCAGCUUUUGAAAAUAUACAGUUCAAUUUCUAUAAGUCUUACAAAGAUUUGGUUGCGAAUACUUCAAUAGAUAUAUUGGGAGUUUGUAUUGGAGCUGCAGACUUGGAAAGCUUCAAGGAUGGGGAAUCACGAAAACGUCGAAUCCGUGAAGUGUCUCUGAAGAAUGAGGAUGGAGGAAUUACAGUUUUUUUAUUCGACGAUGCUGCCGAACAAUUCGACAUUUCUACAACGCCCGUCGUUGCUAUGAAAGGAGCAAAAGUCGAAGAGGUCGAUGGAUUCAAAUGGGCUGUCGUAAACCACGCUUCUCAAAUAUUUAUAAAUCCAGAUAUUGAAGAAGCUCGUCGAGUCAAGAAUUGGUAUAAAAUGGAUACGAAAGCUAAGAACCUUCGCCCUCGUGUCUCACCACCGCAGUCGUCAGCUUUCCAAUGAUUUGUUAACCUUUUUUAACAUUUUUGAUUUUUAUUGCAAUUAUGUUCUCGGUUUAUUUAUCGUUGACGUUGUUUUGUCAGAGUAUUAUACUCGUAUUUCAGGAAUUUAGUAUACGUUUACUCAAGUGAUUGGUAAAUGAAUCAAAAAUCAAUUCUUUUUUUUUUUUAAAUUUUGUACGCUCAUUUUUUGUAUGCACAUUUUUUGAACAGAUUGUGAAUUUUCAUCCAAUAUCAAUUUACAAGGUGUUCGAUUUUUAAUGAUAUAUUUCUGUAUUGAGAUUUGUUGUGUUGUUUUUUUGUUAGUAAUUUUUUUAAAUGAAUUUUUAUCUAAUUAUUUUGACAAGAAUAAUUGUACAAUAAUGCUAUUUUCAAAAAUGUAUGUCUUGACUGUUUAAAAAUAUAAAUUAUUGAA